This is a messenger RNA of Myripristis murdjan (pinecone soldierfish), 1106 nucleotides long. RefSeq lists its product as uncharacterized. Gene Ontology annotation, biological process: cellular response to lipopolysaccharide; immune response; T cell costimulation. Bases 24 to 839 code for a protein of 271 amino acids. Lineage: Eukaryota; Metazoa; Chordata; Actinopteri; Holocentriformes; Holocentridae. Gene Ontology annotation, cellular component: external side of plasma membrane. The transcript has 3 exons. The record is from RefSeq and is a predicted model, not a curated record.
CACAGAGGCAGAUCUCCGCUCUCAUGGCUUCUCUCAGCGCUGCGUCCCUCCUGGCUCUGAGCUCCCUGAUCUGUCACCUGGCUGCUUCCUCUGAAGUCAUGAACCUGAACCUGAAAGCUCGACCUGGAGACAAUGUCACCCUGAUCUGUCAGGCUCCUGAUGUCGACAUCGCAGCAGCAGAGUGGAGCAGAACUGACAUGAAGGAAGAAGAAUAUGUCUUCUUCUACCGAGACGGACACAUUGACUCAGUCUACCAGCAUCCAUCUUUUAAGAACCGGGUGGAGCUGAAAGACAAAGAGAUGAAGAACGGCGACCUGUCUGUGAUUAUGAAGAACGUGAAGAAGGAGGACAGUGGGACAUACGAGUGUCGCUUUGUACCUGUUGGUGCCAAACGCAGGAAGAGAUCCUUUAUUAAAGCUCCUCCCAUCAGCACCAUCAGGCUGGAGGUUGUAGAUCCAGACACUUCAGAUGGAGACAAAAUGAGUCACGACUCUGUGAAUGACCAUGAUGAACCUGCUGGGCGUAGUCAUGUUGCAGUGCCUGUAGUUGCUGUACUGUUAGUGUUUAUUGUGGUUGUUUCUGUUGUGGCUGUUGUGAUGUACAGAAAACAAAAAGCAAGUGGAGAACACAGACAGGAGAACAAGGAGAAGGUAUCGGCGGGGAGUGUGGCUCAGGAGGUAGAGCGGUUGUCUGGUAACCGGAGGGCUCCCGGUUCAAUCCCCAGUUCCCCCAGAGUUUGUCGAAGUGCCCUUGAGCCAGAUACUGAACCCCUCAACGCUCCAGACGGACAGCUCGGCGCACUGCAUGGUGGCCAGACAAAACACGGUAAAGCACUUUGAGAGGUCAGUAGACGAGCAAAGCGCUACAGAAAUGCUGCUCAUUUACCAUUCAGGAUGCUGCCACAGCUGAACUGGAGCUGUUGUGAUGAUAAUGACUUCUGACUCUGUGUUUACCUGAGCUUCCAGCUGCAGCUUCUCUGCUUCAGUCAUCUGGUUUGAACAGACUGUAUUGACACCGUCUACCUGGACAGGUGUGAGCUGAGCAGCUCACUGAUACUUGAAGUUUGAAAUCUGUCCUCACUCCCUCUCUUCUUCUGGCUUUAAGUU